AUGGGAGCUAUUUUUGUGGCAUCUUUGUUCUUCUUAAUUGCCAUUGGCCAGGCUGUCUCAGUCUGUUUUCCAACUGAAUAUACCAUGUAUUUGGAGAAGAAAGAAUGUGCUUACUGCCUUGCCGUUAAUACCACUAUUUGUUCAGGAUUCUGCAUGACAAGGGAUCCGAAUCUGAAGGAAGGACUGCCUAAAAUGCUGAUGUCUCAGAAAACCUGUUCUUACAAAGAAUAUAUCCACAGGACAGUGACCAUUCCUGGCUGCCCAGAGCAUGUGAACCGGCUCUGUUCCUAUCCUGUAGCUAUUAGCUGUGAGUGUGGCAAAUGUAACACUGGCUACACUGACUGUAUCCAAGAUACCAUCAAAAUCAAUUACUGUACAAAAGCAUUUGAGCCUCAAUAUCUCGGCUCCUCAAAAUACAUUCAGUAAAAAGCUUGUGUUUACUAGUGAAUGGUGCAUGCAAAUAGUUACACUAGAAAUACAGUUGUGCUGAUAGAACUUUCUCUGUUCCCCAUUCUUAUCCAGUGCUUUUGGGGCACAUUACCACUAACAAAGAAUAAAAGUAAUGAUUUCCAAGAUUGACAAGCAUAGGUUUUACAUGUACUAAAAGGUUACCUGGUUGGCCAAGUAUUUACACUGGUUUGUGGUAAAUAUUAAUACCUGGUAUGUUUUUUUAUCUAAAGGAAUAAAAACCUUAUUUCUGAAGACUUAAACAAGGUGCCAAGCUCUUCCCCAUAUAUAAUAAAAGGCACUAAGUUUGCCCAGGAACACUAAUCUAUAGCAACCAUUAGGGUGUUUCCUUUGAAACCGGUGACCAGUAAAUUCUACCUGCUGAUUGGUUGCUAUGAGUUACUACUCCUUGGCAAAC
Messenger RNA from Xenopus laevis (African clawed frog), 865 nucleotides. RefSeq names its product thyroid stimulating hormone beta L homeolog (gene tshb.L). The record is from RefSeq and is a predicted model, not a curated record. Lineage: Eukaryota; Metazoa; Chordata; Amphibia; Anura; Pipidae. The coding region runs from base 1 to 426 and encodes 141 amino acids. The transcript is spliced from 2 exons. Gene Ontology annotation, biological process: G protein-coupled receptor signaling pathway. Gene Ontology annotation, cellular component: cytoplasm; extracellular region. Gene Ontology annotation, molecular function: hormone activity.